GUAGUUCGGAUAAGCGGUAGAAAAUGAGUGAGUGAGUGAGAGAGAUAUACGACACAGAUAUACUCUAUACGAGUUUUCGAUGCUCCAGUCCACUUGGGGGCGGAAAUGCACUAAAUACAAGCUGAAAUGAGUAGAUGAAGAAGAAGAAAGCAAAGGGGGCGGAAGUAACGUGUUUAGACACCCGGAAGCGGCAUGGACUAAGAGGUGACCUUACAGGAUAUUUAUCAAUAAUUAAAAACAAAACGAUUUUAUUGAAUGGGAUUUUGUGCGACGCGGUAAAUACUACAUUGUGUUGUUUGUUGUUUAUUUCUGUGUUUAGCUUAACGACACAUCAGGACUGAUUAGUUUUUAUUUCAGCAGAUCUUCGGUUUAAUUCAGUAGUUUAUAAAGUUAUAAAUAGAGAAUAAUGGCCGAGGCGCAUCAGGGACGAAUGCAGAACGCGGUGGAGGAGAUGGUGCAGAACCUGGAGAGGGAUCACAUUAGGACCAUGCAGGGCCGGAUGUUCCGGUGCAGUGCAGAAUGCUGUGAGCGUAAAACUGCCUCUAUGAGUCAGGUUCAUGAGUGUAUAGAGCGCUGUCACACACCUCUGGCUAAAGCGCAGGGACUCGUCACUAGUGAACUGGAAAAGUUUCAGGAUCGUCUGACACGAUGUACAAUGCAUUGCAAUGAUAAAGCCAAAGACCUGUUUGACUCGGGGGCGAAGGAUCCAGCUGUGCGUGCUCUUAUGGAUAAGUGUGUAGGCAGCUGUGUGGAAGAUCACCUCAACCUGCUGCCCAGCAUGACACACAGACUGAAGCAGAACCUGGAGUCUAUACCACAGUGAGCAGUCAGCUUUUACAACACUAUCAGUGAUGAAAAUGUGAAGGAUCACACGUUCAACUGAAAGCCAGAGCUUUAUGUUGGUCAUCAUCAGCGUUACCGCCUCAACUGCUCGUUUUUGUAUGGACAAUAAAAACAAUUAUUGUGACGUUAAACAAAACUGGUUGUUUGACUUUGUCUUAAAGGUACCCGAAAUAUUUUGAAUGAAAUUAGUUUUUUUUUUUUUCCUGAAAUAAGAAUUAUAACACAAUUUAUCCAAACAUUUGUUAAAUUUUAAGCUUAAAAACAAAGUCCUGAAGUAGAAAGCAGAAAUCUGAUCACACGUAAUUUUGUCUUUUUGUCGAUUUAUUAGUCGGUUGUUCGCAUAAGAAAUGAAUGUGUUCCUGAAAAUCCAGGUAGUUGGAAAAACA
Messenger RNA from Tachysurus fulvidraco (yellow catfish), 1229 nucleotides. RefSeq names its product family with sequence similarity 136 member A (gene timcc). The transcript is spliced from 3 exons. The record is from RefSeq and is a predicted model, not a curated record. NCBI's taxonomy places the organism in Eukaryota, Metazoa, Chordata, Actinopteri, Siluriformes, Bagridae. Gene Ontology annotation, cellular component: cytoplasm. The coding region runs from base 407 to 823 and encodes 138 amino acids.